Pseudoliparis swirei is the source of this 2239-nucleotide messenger RNA. RefSeq names its product coiled-coil domain containing 117 (gene ccdc117). Bases 729 to 1568 code for a protein of 279 amino acids. The transcript has 6 exons. The record is from RefSeq and is a predicted model, not a curated record. NCBI's taxonomy places the organism in Eukaryota, Metazoa, Chordata, Actinopteri, Perciformes, Liparidae.
ACUUUCUUGUUCCUCUUAUAUACUCUUUGAUGAUAGGAGCAUACGAAGCAAAAGGCAGGUGUCUAUCUUGCUUCACACAUUUUUUCUUUUUUCGACUCGGAAUGAAAGCCGAGCUUUUAACUAACGUUAGCCCAAGUAGCAACAACUGGUGCUAAUGUUACUCCAACAACCUUAACCUGUGUUCACUUAUAUUCUGCAUCUGACCGAGUGUUCAACAGAAACUUUGUUGUCGCCAAGUCGUUUGUCUUCAGGAACCCAAACAACAAUUCCCACAAUGCACCUGACGUAACGUACGCACUUUCUAGAGCCUUGACUACUCUUCUGGUGCGACGGGUAACUGACUUUUUUUAGACUAUAGCCAGCGUCAGUUGAGCCCGCCAUUGACGCCAUUCGCAACACAGGCUCUUUAAUGCCGCUGGUGUUGACGUUAGUCAGACUCGCGCGUGCCGUUGCCGUGUGCUAAAGGGAUUAGUCCAAAGGAAAGCCACGUGAACUGAGACUCGCUAACGCUAAACAGCCACAACAACAACCCGAAGGGGCAGGGCAGCACAGGUGUGUGUGUUCACGCUAUCACGUCAUAAGUCUGCUGCACUUAUUCAAAGUUGUUAUACAGCCAAUGCAUGCAGCUGCCGCUGGGCCCGUUGUGUUAACGGUCAGUGUGGCGUUCGAAGGUUUCAGCUCACCUGAUUGAGGUCCAUACUUCCAGAUCGGUUACAUGUCUGAUCGCCAUGCAUCACCCCGCUCCCACCAGCAGUGAACUGGGGUUAGUGCCGGCCAUGUAUUCGUUUUCAGGCCCCACAAGCCAUCCUGAAUUUGACCUCGGAUCUCCAAGCACGUCUGGUCACCUACAGAGAGCAACUCAGUCUAACAACAGCUGGGAGACGAGAUCUCUUCGGAAGCACAGGAGGAGAGUUGAAGAUGAGGGAUGCCACGCUAAAAGGAGGAGGUUAAUGUUCCAGGCAGAAGUGGACAUCGCAGAGACCUCCAACGCGAGCACCCGUCAUGACUGGCCUCCAGCUCACGGCCGGCCUGCUGUGCCUGCACCUCCGCAGCCCCGUCCGGCAUCUCAGAACUCCAUUUUGCUCCAGCCGUCCACUGCUGUCCCUUGCCCUGAGGUCGAGAGCUCCUGCAUGGAGAUAGAGGCCGCUCAGAGGAAGCUGCAGGAGAUUGAAGACAGAAUAACACUGGAGGAUGACGAUGAGGAUGAAGAUCUGGAUUUAGAGCCCGCCCCGAGGCGGCCGGUGUUGGUGAUCUCUGACAGUUUGAAAGAGGGUCUCCAGCGCGGCAUCAGCAACAUCCUGCCGCACACAGUGGCCCAGUCUGUGAGCCAUUCCUGUAUGGAGUUGGUGUUGUGGCGUCCCCCGGACGAUCCCUUAUGUCGCAAGCGAAAGGGCUCGUCACAGAAACAACGCAAACAACAGACGGUAUCCCGGCAACCCCCGACUCCAUGCCCAUCGCCCGCCCCGCCCAGUCCCCUCACCCGCUCCAGUUCACCUGCAGACUCACAAUAUUCUGUCUACAACUUUCCGGUGGCCCACAGCUCUGGUGAGGAGGACAUGGAAAUGUAAUGGUGAUGACUUGAACCGCCAUGCCAAAGUCACAGACUUGAAAUGUAGUUGCACAAAAGACUCAGUUUGGCAGGUGAAGUUGGCUUUCCAUGAAUAGUGUGCUGUUUUGGACCGUUUGUGAAACACAUUUUCUGCUUCUGUCACUCAGUUAAUUUUUUUUAUUUUCACCAUUAUCUCAUUCAACUAUAUGUAACGUGUGACAAAAAUGUUGACCUAAUUAAUCCGCUUUAUUCAUGUAAAACUCUUAAGACGACUGUCGAGAUCUCAAGACCUUGACGAGUUCUACAGACUGUCUUAGAAAACCAAUUUUAUACCAUUUUACAGAAUGUACCAUGCCCUUAGAAAUGAGAUCUUAUUUUUCCAAAGCCCGGCCAACGACACUGAUGUGCUGUAAAUAUGAAGUUCUUUGUUCAACAUCAGUGUGCAGCAUCUGAGUUUUGUACGAUGUUUCUGUUGAGCUUGUGGGCGUCGUCAACGGGACACGACUGUUGCUCCUGUGUGCCGCGCUCACGGCAGGACGUCCUGCUUGCUGUUGUGCUUGUUGUGGUCGAAGGUUUACCUUCCGUGGCAAGUAGGCCAUCUUUGAGCUUUUAUGAUAUGUGUUAAGAAGUCAUGGAAAUGCACCUUUUGAUUUGAUUGUAUUUUCAUAUUACAAUUGCAACCUGCCAGUG